This is a messenger RNA of Fusarium fujikuroi IMI 58289, 1032 nucleotides long. RefSeq lists its product as uncharacterized. NCBI's taxonomy places the organism in Eukaryota, Fungi, Ascomycota, Sordariomycetes, Hypocreales, Nectriaceae. The transcript is spliced from 2 exons. Bases 1 to 1032 code for a protein of 343 amino acids. The record is from RefSeq and is a predicted model, not a curated record.
AUGUUCACAUAUACACAUGAUGCGCCAGUCCUACAAGGAGACUCGUUACAGAUCAAAGAACUUACCAUUUCGCAUCUCGCUGACUACAAUGAUCCCAGAGUUAUCCAGUCCAAGGCCUGGAACAAGUUACUCCGGUUGCCGACUCUCAUCGACCUGAAAUUGCUCGUGGGAGAAGACCACGUCAAAAACAGAACCAACCUCUCGACUGAGAGGUCCGAAUUCUUCAGUGUGUUGCCGUCAAAGUGGCUUCAACCUGAUAUAGUCCAGAAACUACAAGUACUUUCAUUAUUCUAUACAGACUUUUGGGGAUUGUUUCCGAGAAUGGACCUGGACCAACUUGGCGACUUGCCAUCCCUCAAGGUUCUGGCUCUUGGGCGCUAUAUCUUUACCGAUAAGAAACAGACAGAAUGGAUCGCGUCUCUGGGGCAGAAAAAUAAGAGCGGCGGGUUGGAAGAGCUUUACCUUGAUGAAUAUUGUGUAUUGUUUGAGGCUAAGCAGCAUGGGCCUUUGACAGCUGGUAGUUAUCCAGUCCCAGGCACUGUCAUGGACCAUAACACUGAUAUAGAACGCACCGAAUACAGAAGAAGAUGGCAUCACGUACUUUGGAGACUUUGGUUGUCCCACUCGCAGCAUAGGGUCUUUUUGUCCAUGGGUCCGUUCACUGAGGCCAUGUUGAACGCGAACAACCCGCCAGAGUGGUAUUUCGGGCACAAUCGCCACAGAUUCUUUGCAGAUCCUGGACCAAAAGACUUUGUCGUGCGCCUCUUCGACGCCUAUCGGUCACGUCGCAAGAGCUCGAGGGCGGUGCCAAUGGGGAACUACUUGCUGGGCGCGGGAUUGACACAGAGUCGAAGAGCUCAGAUGCGAUACGCUAGGUGUGACGUUGGCUUGCCAUAUGGUUGGUUUAUUGGCAAUCAGUCUACUAAAAGCGGUUCCGAUCGUCCUUGGGCACCUGAGCAAGAAACUGUCGGGUUUGACGAUGCUGCUUACGCAUUGCUUAUGGAGACUAUCCGAGAUAGACUAAGAUCUUAG